AUGUCAAUUACCGGGUCUGAGGACGUCCCUGCCAGUUACGGCACCGCGGCUGGUUUCCCACGCUUCCUCCCAGUAUCUUCAUCCGGCUCGGCUGUAUUUUUCGAAUGGCUUGUGGGCCGGACAGCGCUGGCAAGGCGUAUAGGGACUGGUUUCUUCCCACCAGUCGGCGCGCUCGCCGGAAUUGCCGACUUCCUCGACCGAGCGUGCUCCAUCUCUGAAGUUCGCCGGACCGUUUGGGACGCCAACUGGAGCAGCGUGUUCCCUUGCGCCAACGGGUCGGCCAGCGAUAUCCUCACCCAACAGGCAGUGCAUGGGAUCCCCAUAGCCGACGUGCCUGGCACCAAGACCUCUCCGAUUGAUGCCACGAUCGGUGUCUCGAAGUCUCAGGGCAGACGAUACCAAACGCUCUAUAUUCUCAAUUGCAACUUGGCCCCACACGCUCCGACUACCUCCGCCAAUCCGUUUGCGUCUUUCGUUUUGUUGACAACGUUGGAGCGUUUUCUCCUUCACAUUGUGUUGGGUCUCAGCUCACUGGCCAUUCUCUACGGUCUCUAUGGCACCGCUGCAUGCCUGUUUGUCACAAUCGUCUUCCGCUUGUUGCGGCGUCUAGCACGCGUCACCCGUCCUCCCGGAUACCUUUCGAAUAACGAAGACAUGUCAGUAUGCAUGCUCGUGGCGAUUCAUGAAAACGCAUCAACCUGGUAUCUCUACUGCGGUUCACGUGCUGUUGUUGACACGCUUCUCAACAAAUCCAUGAUACAUUCAAUUACCUCUCCGCUUGGCACGGUACUCCCUUGGUUCCUCCGCGCGCUUGCAGCUUUUCAACUCGCCGCCCUGACCUUCGUUGCUGCGCAGAAGGGGUGGGAUGGUGUCGGGCUGCUUGCACCCGUCACGGUCGAUUGGGCCACUGACCGCCUGUGUUACACCGAGGGCCGGCUCGCGCGUUCAUGGAUGCGACGCGAAGGUGUAGCCGUGACGGCACGUGGCUUCAGAUUCAGCGGACGUACCGCAAUGCUUGGAGCAAUUCAGCUCCUUAAGGAGAAGAAGGCCACGUCGUGGAUGGACGGCAUUUUGGCGCCUUCACCUCGCCGCGAGGUAUGGUUGGCUCGGCUGAACGGACAGACGGAUGAAAAUCUGAUGAGCCUGGAGAAACAAUUGAGCUCUCGUGAUCAGGCAUGGCUAGAACUAAACUCGGGGCUGGCGUACUCGGCUGCGGAUGUGAUGAGACCGGCAUUUGGGUCACCAAUAACUGCAGAGUGUUGA
Messenger RNA from Chaetomium strumarium, 1263 nucleotides. RefSeq lists its product as uncharacterized. Bases 1 to 1263 code for a protein of 420 amino acids. The transcript has 3 exons. The record is from RefSeq and is a predicted model, not a curated record. Lineage: Eukaryota; Fungi; Ascomycota; Sordariomycetes; Sordariales; Chaetomiaceae.